UUUCUUCUACCGCCCGAUUCCGGUGAAAAAAUUGCAUUGGGCAUCACUGUUCUUCUUGCAUUCUCGGUUUUCGUGCUGGCAAUAGCUGAGAAAAUGCCGGAGACCAGUGAUUCGAUGCCUCUGAUCGGAAUCUACUUAACCGUUGUUAUGCUCAUGACCAGUAUAUCCGUCGUCAUGACCGUUAUGGUUUUAAAUUUUCACCACCGUGGUCCGUUCGAUCGCCCCGUGCCGCCAUGGAUUCGCACUUUUGUCUUGCAGAAACUGAGGAGUUUUUUGAAAAUGCGCUCACGCGAUUCACUGUGCAACGCUGAUCCAGUUUUGUUAUCAAACGGUCUGGCAAGCAAACUGAGUACUCAAAAAACCUCUGGUUUGUGGUCACUUUUUACACUUAUUUCGGAUUAG
This is a messenger RNA of Gongylonema pulchrum, 402 nucleotides long. NCBI's taxonomy places the organism in Eukaryota, Metazoa, Nematoda, Chromadorea, Rhabditida, Gongylonematidae. The record is from the annotation of a GenBank genome assembly.